GCUGGGGCGCUGCGGAGCCCGGGCUGGUCUCCUCGCGGGGUCGCCCCGCUGGUGCGGAUGGGCAGCGUUGAUGUCCUCUCUCUUUCCAAGCAGGAAAUGGCAGCGCUGGGCAGGUCCUGUCAGGGCGUCCCCGCAGGCCCUGCUGUGGAGUUCCCGCAGGCGCCGGCCGCGGCCCCCGACCGCCACGGCCUGCAGCCUGCCGCCCACGACCGCCUACAGCACCCCGCGAUGAUGAUGAUGAUGGCCGGGAACGGAAGCGACGGUACCGAUAGCGGCCAUUCCUCCGGCCUGUACCUCCCAAGCGGCUUCGAUGUGGCCUCACUCGCCGCGCUGGGCAGUUACAACGAGGGCUCGCCUGUGGCUCCGGUGGGCUCCUUCACGAGCGCCGCGCACCCGCAGCAGGGCCUCGGCCAUGGCUCUGUUCGCUGUGGAAAGAAGCAUAAGCUAGAAGAAGAGACGGAAGGUUGUCCUGUGCGGAAGAAGAGACUGACAGGAGCCAAAAAUUGCCCUUUGAAUCCCAACACUGAAGAAUGGAUUCUCUGUGCAGGUCAGCAGGCAGCUGGGGAGGUAGCAAGUCAGUAUGAUGGCAGCGGUCCUGAAACUGCCAUGUUAGAAAUUCCCUGUGAAGAAAUGGAUCAGACAAUGGGGGAACAGCAAUGCGAGGUUGCUCGCAGGAAGCUUCAGGAAAUUGAGGACAGGAUAAUUGAUGAAGAUGAGGAAGUUCAUGCUGAUGGAAAUGUUAGCAAUCUGCCCACUCUUAUCCUGUCAGAUACCCUUAAAAAAGGGAUGAAGAGGGAUUUUGAUGAAGUCCUGACAAAGAAAAUAAUAGAAUCUAUGAGCCGUCCUUCUAUGGAGCUGGUGCUUUGGAAACCUCUUCCUGAAUUUCUCUCAGAUAAACUGAAGUCUGCUUCUGUUAAGAACUUCAAGCAGCAGUGUAUAGAAGGGUGUCAAGCUAAGCAGUCAACACCAAGAGCUGCUUUUGACCCACAGACUGAAACAUUCCCCGAAUCACAACAGACUGACAUGUCUCCAGAUCCAUAUGCUACUUUGGGAAUCUCUGGGUGUGCAGAAGAAGAAAUGGAGUUGUAGAUACGAGACUGAAGACUGAGAAUGGUGAGCUUCAGAUGGGUUUUAUUCCUUUUUUAUUUAAUUCCCUCUUUCUUUCUGAUUUGAUGUGUGAAUCUGAAAUUUUAUUUCUUUUUCUUACUAACAAUCAUAAAAAAUGGAUUGGCCAGACACAAGGUAACUGAAAAAACUCCCAAGAUUUCUCUACUCUGGCAUGUUAAAUAUUCUUGUUUUUACUGAGGAGGUAAUCCUUUGGAACAAGGAAGUAGCUUUCCAUCUUGCUUAAUGGUGGAAUAUCCUCUCAAUUGUUCUUGGUAAAGCAUAAAAUCCAAAUAUUGAAUGUAACUGUGGCUUAAGCCACAUCUUUCACGUGCUGAGCCAUUAAGACUUUGUUGCACAUACUAUGCUUGGUCAGUUAGUUUAAUUUGAACUACAAAAGGAUAUGGAAAGGAAGAAAUACUUUUGAGUUUAGACACAGACAGAAGAGCAAUCCCUGUGGUAAUACAGCUUUUCACACUAUUUCAUCUCUGGCUGGUUUGUACUUGAUGCACACUCAUGUAGAAAUUGCACAUUCUGCAGCGUGAUAGAGAAGGAAUGUUAUAGCUGAGCAUAAACCUCUUGCUUUGUAGAAAGUAAAACCAGCUACUAGCUUGCAAGGUAUCUAACUUUAGUCAUCAUCUUUGGCUCAUUAGCUCCUAAACUGUGCUUGUGGGGUUUUGCUGCCACCCUCCCCAAACAAUGUAAAGUCUGGAAAAAAGUGGUUCUCAGCCAAUUGAUUCACUUACAUUGUGCUGUGAUUCUUCAUAUGCAUCGAAUUGGAAAGUCAGCUAAAGGCAGUGUAACUUUUGAUGAAAUAAAUGGUAUCCUUUAAUUUUUAUAAACACAGUAACCAAAUCAGGUACCAGGGAGCCACUUUCUGGCAUAAACAGGGUCAAAUGCUGGUUAUUAUCUGUAACAAAGUCCCAGACUUGAGGACCUGAAACUGCUGGCACUGGUAGUGAAGAUGCUUGUCUUCUGUGGGAAUCUAUACUUAAAUUUUAAGCCAGAGCAUGUGCCAUUAGCAUAAUGUCACAUAGUUUAUACAUAUGUAUGCCAAAAGAACUUUGUACCCAGGUUAGGGUGUUACAAAGGAAUCCUCGAUGAGUUAUUGCUUGUACCUUUCCUCAAUGCACAACAGUUCCAUUAUGUUUAAAAUGCUUAAAACAAGACAGAGAAUCUUAUGUUCUGAAGUCCUUGAGCUUUUUUGGACAUACGUGAAUUGAGGCUUUUUGUAAGGAAUUCCUUUCAGGAUAAUAGUUUCUGUUCAGUUUUAGCAUCCCAUUCUGUUAUUGACAUCUUGCCAGCAUAAAAGGGCAAGUACACAGCUGACACCAGAAGCUUUGUUCAGAAGAUACCCCUAUUUGUUAAACCCUUGUCUAUCUUACUGCUCUUGUUAAAGGUGGUGUGAAAUUUGCUGUCUCUUACUAAAACAUUUCAGAGUAUCACUCAAACCAUUUCAACACUUGACUAGGUAUUACCCUGCUAACCAACAUAUAAUUUGAUUAUUCUGAAGCUAUUAUUAAAUUGGGAAAUGCGUGCAACUUUAUUUUGCUAUUAUUUCUAAUUUCAUUUCAAGGUCUUUUAUAAAUCUCUUGCAUGUACUGUGUAAAAUUUCUCAUGUAUUAUUAAGCUGCUGAGCGUGCUUAAAAUCUACAGCUUUUGACAUACUACACAGUUUGAGUAUAAAGUCAGACAGUAUACUUUGGAGAAGGCUGUUGUCACUGUGGGCAAAAAAUGUAGUACCUCCAAAUACUUACAUGUUUCUAAGCUUGCAAGAUUAUAGUGAAAGUUCAAGGUUGGAACUGUUUUAGCUGAUAGCUCUGAAUCCUAAAUAAACUGAAGAGAUAAAUAAUUCAAAACCAUUUCAGCAACGCUAAAACCAGCAAGAGGGUGUAGAAAACUGGGAGGCCAAAAUAAGUCAAAUCUAGAGGCAGGGUUUCCUCUUAAAAAUGAAAAUUGCUUAUCAAAUUUGCAGAAUACAUUCUUAUAGAUGGCUUUUAACCUUACUUUCUUCCUGUUACAUUUGUACCAAAGGCUGACUUUCAAAGACGCAUUUCCUCUUAAUUUUUUUGAUGCUAAUACAGCACCACUGAUUCCUGUUAUUCAGCCAUCUGAAACAGUAAUACAGUGGUGAGCUAUUGACAGAGACCAAGAUGUGGGGAGAAAACCCUGUGUCCAAGCAGUGCGCUUUGGUAUAAAACAUGAUUUUCAUAAUUAAUUUCUGCCCUUGCAAUAGAAGAGAACAGUAAGAUAAAGAAGGAAUUAAGGGGGAAGAGAGAUUCUUCUUGUAGCCAUCUUCUGCAGAGGGCAAGAGAGAAUCAGCUGUGGGGUAUUUGCAGACUUCUGUGUUUAUAACAGUUUCAUUUGUUAUUAGCUUCCUUUAAAGGUUUUAUUCAUGCUGUUUACAAGUGGGAUGGCAAAUUAAUGCAGUAUUAGGAAAAACUUUAUUUUGAAAUAUGAUCUGAUUGUGGUCUGUCUUCUCAGGGGACCAAAUCACCCUUUGUAUGUCCGUUUGCAAUAAAUUUUCUAAAAUAUUUUUUA
Molecule: messenger RNA, 3645 nt
Organism: Neopsephotus bourkii (Bourke's parrot)
Lineage: Eukaryota; Metazoa; Chordata; Aves; Psittaciformes; Psittacidae
Gene: CCDC117
Product: coiled-coil domain containing 117
Exons: 5
Coding region: 58-1089 (343 amino acids)
Source: RefSeq, a predicted model, not a curated record